This is a messenger RNA of Penicillium soppii, 279 nucleotides long. RefSeq lists its product as uncharacterized. Lineage: Eukaryota; Fungi; Ascomycota; Eurotiomycetes; Eurotiales; Aspergillaceae. The transcript is spliced from 2 exons. Bases 1 to 279 code for a protein of 92 amino acids. The record is from RefSeq and is a predicted model, not a curated record.
AUGUGGAUGCUGUCAGACUCGCCACGAACGAGCAACAAGAAACAAAGGGAUUGGACACUCUGUGGGUGUUGUUCGAGUGAACGAGGAUUCGAGUAUACGGCAGAAGAGAGAGAGGGAAUUGCCGAUGAAUUUAAAAAGAAUCUUGAUGACGAUAACCCGAUCUUUAUGGUUCGGAUGGCAGAGGCUUUCUUUUUGUUGCCGCCAAUGAAACUCGAGGAGAAGAAUCUUCUCAACGAGGAAUCCCAUAAGGUCAAACGGCGAUGGUGGAAACGGAAUUGA